Nakaseomyces glabratus is the source of this 3063-nucleotide messenger RNA. RefSeq lists its product as uncharacterized. Gene Ontology annotation, molecular function: RNA polymerase II cis-regulatory region sequence-specific DNA binding; zinc ion binding; DNA-binding transcription factor activity, RNA polymerase II-specific. NCBI's taxonomy places the organism in Eukaryota, Fungi, Ascomycota, Saccharomycetes, Saccharomycetales, Saccharomycetaceae. Gene Ontology annotation, biological process: DNA-templated transcription; regulation of transcription by RNA polymerase II. The record is from RefSeq and is a predicted model, not a curated record. Gene Ontology annotation, cellular component: chromatin.
AUGAUGACUAAUGGACAGGAUCAACACUGUCUUAUACCCAAGAAAUCUAGGGCAGUAAAGACCGACAAACCGAGGCCGUUUCUAUGUCCUAUAUGUUCUAGAGGAUUUGUACGUCAGGAACAUCUGAAAAGACAUCAGAAUAGUCACACCCAUGAAAAACCCUUCUUAUGUUUGAUUUGUGGUAAAUGUUUCGCACGUAAGGACUUAGUUCUUAGACAUUUGCAGAAAUUACACCGAGAUUAUAAGACCGAACAAUUGGACAAAACAAUAGGAAGAGGAAAAUGGGAUGAGAAGAUACUUAAUACACCUGAUGUUUGGAACAAUGAUAUUGUCAAAGUGAAAGGGAACAAAGCAUCAAUCUUACCAACUGUUGACUACACAAUGCAUAGACAGGACUUGGUUCUCAAAUCGAAUGAUGGCAAUGAUUCUCAAACUGGUAUCAGCAGUCAAAAUUCUAUUACUUUCAAUAAUAUGAGUGUGAGCGUUGGAUCAAGCGGUGUAUUGGAGUAUGAGAGUACCAGCAAGAGAAGUACACCUGGUAAUCAUUCUUCAGAUAGUACUCCAACUGAUAGCUCUAUCAGUCGAUUACGCACCGAAGGUAGCUAUACAAACACAAAUAAUGCUGAUGGCACUCUAAACCCAGUACCGUACCAUGAUCUAGAUUUAUCUUCAUCUUCAUCGCUUUCCUUUGCAACUCCUUCAUACCAAAAUACAAGGACUUCCAAUAACCCUGUACCAAUUGGCGGUGGCACUCCUCUGGAUGUCAAUUGGCUAAACUCAGUGUUAGAGUCUGACAACAAGAUAAACGAGUUAGCCUCGAAGAGCUUAUCUCCAUCUGCAACACUUGGCCAAAAAUCUGAUAAACAUAACAAUAUCGCAGAUUUCAAGCUUUCCCUACCGGAAUCAAAAAAGAACAGACGGUAUAGCUAUCCAAAUAAUUUAAAUGACACAACAGCAAAGCAAUCCAAUGAUAAAAACUAUACUGGCAGCCCAUUGAAUCCGAAUGGCCGUAUGCAUUCGAAUGGGCACAAUAACCCCCCUUCUGCGUCUAAUGCAACAAUAACUUUAAAUACUUCGGCUGGCAUUGAAAAUCACACCAUCAAUGAUAAGGAUCUGUUUAGACCUGAUCUUAACCAUAAUCCAUCGUUGUCAUCUCUUUUCAAAACAGAAGAUCCUACGAGCUCAGAACAACCGGUCAUUGAUAUUAUAAGCCAACUCUCCUCUGAAUACACAUCACCCAACGAUUUGAGUUUUGUAAACUUAAAUCAGCCAAAUCUAGGCUUCUUUACUCAAGAAUGGAGAGAUCUGAUUUUACAAAAGUAUAGUCUCCUGGAUAACAACUUUCCAACUAUAAAAGAGUUGAACGAAUAUAUUGAACAGUAUCAAAAGGAAUUUCAUCCAUAUUUUGCAUUCUUACAUCUUCACUCUGUUCAACCGUCAUUGAGCAGGAUAUCACUAUUUUUAUCUGUGGCGGCAAUUGGUGCUUUUUAUUCCUAUAAUUCAACACAUUCCAAUUUGCUGGCAAAUUUGGCUUAUGGAGAAAUUAACCAACUAAUAAAAUCUGUCAAAUUAGACUCCUCUCCACUAUGGCUUGUCCAAACCAUGCUGGUCUUAGGUUUUUAUGCUAUUUUCAAUAACGACAUUUCGUUGGUACAAUCAGCAAGUGACCAAUUUGUAAUGAUUGUCAAGAUUGUCAAGUCAGCGAAGAUUAAUCAGCCUCUUGAAACGAUGGUUGUACCACCGACGAACUUAUUCCCAAAUCCAGUUACAAAGACACUGACUUCGGAUCAGAUUGAUGCGGCUUAUAGGUAUUUUAUCACAGCACAAUCUAGAAUCCACAUUUGCCAUUCAAUGCUGUUUUUAAGCAACAUUUUCCCUGCUAUGUCUGGAUUAGAAGCUUGUUUUCUAUCUUCAGAUGUUUUGUGUGGGGUGCCUUGUCCUUACGAGGAUCUUUAUACGUCUAAAUCUCCUGGAGAGUGGUAUAAUAAUGUUUUGAAAAAUAGCAUUGAAAUUGCAAAUAGCAGUCAGCUAGUAAAUUUAUCAAAUGGUAUGGUGAGCUUCCAGACGUGCUUGGAGUAUUUAACAACCGGAAAUCAUGUAUUAUACGAGAACAUCAAACUGUCAUUGUAUACCUUGCUCUCCCUGCUGGUUUCAAUUCAUGAAAAGAUAUUACUCGAAAGACACAAAGCAAAAACCGAAAAGGAUGUUCAAUACAAUGAUACACAAUGGAAAUUAAAGCAAGGGCCUCUGAUUGACUCAGUAAUUCGUAAAUGGGAGAUUUUAUAUAUGAAGAAUGGAGGUAUUCUUUUGCCUACGGAAAAUAAUGUUGCAAAAAUCACAGGAAGCCAUGUUAUGAGGAAUAAUGUAUCAUUUUAUUUAUUUGCAAAACUGAAACGUUGUAUUGAUCUGAAUCAUGUCAUUCAGAAGAUAUGGAUGAGAGAUUGGACCACCAUGAAUACGGCAUUAGAAGAAGUAAUAUAUGAUAAAGAAUCUUUACAAGAAGCUACCGAUUAUGCUAUUAGUCUGUUAAGAUCAUGGGCUUCUACUUUUACUAUAUUGGAUGAUGAAUCCAUGCAGGCUAUGAAGACGCCUAUGUUUUCAAUGGCCUGCAUUUUUUCAUCAAUCCUUAUCAUUGCAGAGUAUUUGAGAUCAGUAGAAAGAUGGGCCAAAACUUUCAAUGCUGGUGAUCCAAAUGCAAAAACCAUGAACCCAACCGACAAGAUUUUGUGGUUGAAGGCAGGAAGACUCUUGAAGAUGUUUCAAAAGAAACUUAUGUCAUCAGAUGCAAAAAAAUACUCAGAGUUUGCAGGUGUUCAAAAGCACGAGAUGCUUGAUAUCACUGAAGUAGAUGAAAGCGUACUACAAAGGGCUAUAGGCCUUGAAGCUAAAGUAGAUGAAACUAUCCAAAUGAUUCUGGCCGCAUCUUUGGCUUCGAAAGCUCUUUAUAUUGGUGUAAGGGUCAUCGGAGACACACCAAUAUGGCCUAUAUCCGUUCUGUUUGCACAAGGUCUGCAAUCAAGGGCUGUGUACUGUGUGAUGAAAGAUGAAGGUGUAUUUACAUAA